UCAUCACUUAAUUGUAGGUAGUGCGUAAAUACAGUAACAAUACAUUUUUAUAAGUAUUAACAACUAUAACUUUAUCAGUUGUUGCUGGCGAUUAGAUAAAUAGAAGCCAAAAAGUUUUGCAAAAACAGAAUCCAAAAUCGAACUGGAACCAACCUUUAACUAAAAAAAACAUGGUCAAUACUCGCAGUAGUUGUAAUAGAUUCGUUCCGUCAUGAACAAGUGUCUUUGUCUGCUGUCCUUCAUAACCUUACUGGCAACUGUUGGAGCAAUUUGCUUUAUUGUUUACACGGCCAGCACAGGGAAAUCCGAAUCCUGGAAAAUAAUAAGCCGCAAUGAGUGGGCGGCUCGACAACCAAAAGGCCGGGAACACAUCCAUGGUCCUGUGGAGUAUGUCGUUGUUCAUCACUCCUACAUACCGGAUGUCUGUAAUACAACGGAUGCAUGCAAGGCAUCCAUGAGGUCCAUGCAGGACUUUCACAUGGAUGACCAUGGCUGGGACGAUAUAGGCUACAAUUUUGCCGUCGGUGCUGAUGGCAAUGUGUAUGUUGGUCGCGGAUUCGGUGUGGUUGGUGCACAUGCUCCUCGCUAUAACAACAAGAGUAUUGGAUUACUGCUAAUAGGCAAUUUUAUGGAGAAAUUACCACCAAAACCAAUGAUGGAAGUUGCACAGAAAUUUAUCGCCUAUGCGGUAGAACACGACCAUGUGGUGGUAAAUUACACGUUGUACGGACACAGGCAAGUCAGAGACACCGAAUGCCCGGGAACGGCCUUCUUUGCUCAACUGAAAUUCUGGCCACAUUGGAGGCCCAUAUAAGUUUGCUUAAUAAUACCGCAAAAUAUAGUUGACCCGGAGACCGAAAAGAGAGAGAGAGAGAAUUUGUGUUUUUGAAGUUAGUUUUUUGUUUUUUUUUUUUUUGGUUGCC
This is a messenger RNA of Episyrphus balteatus (marmalade hoverfly), 923 nucleotides long. RefSeq names its product peptidoglycan-recognition protein LB-like. Gene Ontology annotation, biological process: peptidoglycan catabolic process; innate immune response. Gene Ontology annotation, molecular function: zinc ion binding; peptidoglycan binding; N-acetylmuramoyl-L-alanine amidase activity. NCBI's taxonomy places the organism in Eukaryota, Metazoa, Arthropoda, Insecta, Diptera, Syrphidae. The transcript is spliced from 3 exons. The record is from RefSeq and is a predicted model, not a curated record. The coding region runs from base 212 to 814 and encodes 200 amino acids.